CACUUCUGCACUCUUGGAAAGACACGACAAGCAACGCGACCAAGGUUCUUCGACCUCUUACCGUCUUUGCCAUAUUAGGCAAGUUGUGUCUCGACAACCCUGCGAGUGUACUCAUCUAUUUGAUAUCAGCGUGCUGGGAAUAUCAAACACAAUACGGGUCUCCACCUUCUUCUGAAGAGUCCUGUGGCGAACUCGAAACCAUUGCAAAUCGUCUCCUCAGGAGGGCACAGGUCCGUCAGAAGGUUUGCACUUCAAUACCAAAAGAUGCUGUGGAAUAUUUGUCGACUACUGCAGCAAGGGAGUGGACGCCUAGUUGUGCCGUGGUUGGUGGGAUGCUGGGACAGGACGUACUAAAGGCAUUGGCAGCACGUGAGCCUCCGAUGGCAAACUUUUUCUUCUUCGAUGGACCAACAUGCAACGGAACCGUGGUAAGAAUGGGAAUGCCAGAAGGACGUUUACCCGGCUCCACACUUCCUACCGCAGUUGCCCAGUCGACCGUUUUGGAAAUCGACUAA
This is a messenger RNA of Acaulospora colombiana, 515 nucleotides long. Lineage: Eukaryota; Fungi; Glomeromycota; Glomeromycetes; Diversisporales; Acaulosporaceae. The record is from the annotation of a GenBank genome assembly.